This is a messenger RNA of Scatophagus argus, 1513 nucleotides long. Its product is annotated as serum paraoxonase/arylesterase 2-like. Gene Ontology annotation, molecular function: arylesterase activity. The transcript has 8 exons. The record is from RefSeq and is a predicted model, not a curated record. Lineage: Eukaryota; Metazoa; Chordata; Actinopteri; Scatophagidae. The coding region runs from base 255 to 1409 and encodes 384 amino acids.
UUUCAUCUGAUAAUUUUACUUGUAAUACUUGGAGUAAUACUUGAAGGAGGCUAACAUUUUCUUGAUAAUACUUACAUACUUUUACUUAAGUAACAUUUACAUCGCAGGACUACUUUUACAGUGUGGUAUUAAUAUUUUUGCUAAAGUAAAGGAUCUCAGCACUUCCCCCACCUCAGGCUUCUUACCUGUAUAGCUCCAUCUCUGGUGAAGUUAUAUAAAUACACCCUAAGAGGUGUGACCUUUGAGUUCUAAACAUGGCUACUAUGAAGACAGCACUUACCGCUCUUUUAGUUGCUGCCUUUGCAGUGUUCAUUGGAAACAGAUUUCUGAAACUUAAGGAAAUAGCCCUUGCCUCCAGAGAAGUGCCUGUGAAACACCUCAACUGUCAUUACUUAAAGAAUAUAGAAUAUGGAGCAGAGGAUAUCACAAUACUAAGAGAUGGACUGACCUUUUUAAGCACAGGACUGAAGUAUCCUUCAUUACCUUCAUUCUCUGAUGAACCAGGGAAAAUGUACAUUUUGGAUCUGCUGCACCCAAAGCCAGUUCCAGUGGAGUUGCAAAUCAAGGGAGACCUGGACCUCAGCUCCUUUAACCCUCAUGGUAUUAGUGUCUACACUGAUGAUGCAGAUGACUCAGUGUACCUCUUUGUUGUCAAUCACCCUCAGCACAAAAGCCAAGUAGAGAUUUUUCAUUUUGUCCAGGAGGACACGCUGGUGCACUUAAAAACUAUUACCCACCCCCUCCUCCACAGGUACGUAGGAACAGUUAAUAAUCUCACACAUUUUACAUUUGGCAAUCUCUGUAGACAUUUUAACUUAUUCAUCGUGUCUUUCAGCGUAAAUGACAUUGUUGCAGUCGGAGUGGAGAGCUUCUACGCCACAAAUGAUCACUCCUUUCCCAAUGAGGCGCUUAACUUUCUGACAGUCAUCCUGGGUCUCCCCUGGUGUGAAGUGGUGUACUACAGUCCAGAGGAAGUGAGGGUGGCAGCGGGAGACUUUAUGAGCGCAAAUGGCAUCAACAUAUCGCCUGACAAACGGUAUAUUUAUGUUUCAGAUAUCAUAGACCAUGAGAUUGAUGUUUUUGAGAGAAAAGAAGGGGAACAGUUAGUGUAUCUUAAGUCUGUAACUGUUGGGUCGCUCUGUGAUAACAUCGAGGUGGACCACAGGACAGGUGAUGUAUGGCUGGGUUGUCAUCCAAAUGCCAUGAAGUUGUCAAACUACAACCUUGAAGAUCCACCAGGUUCAGAGAUCAUCCAGAUCAAGAACAUUCACUCAGAGCAUCCGGUGGUGAGCCAGGAGUAUGUUGAUGAUGGCCAUGUGAUCAUGGCCUCCGCUGUAGCAGCUCCCUAUGAGGGAAAGUUGCUCAUAGGAAGCGUUUUUCACAAAGCCCUGUACUGUAAUUUGAAAUAAUCUGCAUAUUAUCUAUCUGCGGUUAAAAACUAGAAAUGUUGUAGCAAAAGAUUUGGAUGGAUAUGGAAAGAAAAAAAAUAAAACUUUGAUUUACCAUUUGCAAA